AUGAGAGCACUGUUCACAACAUCUGCCAUUCUACGUACUUGCAUCACAAUUAAGAAUAUAAGUUUGUACCUUCAGGUCUACGAUCUCAAAACCAUCAUUGGAGAUUUCUGUUCAGAGCCAUAUCUUUUUUAUCCAUCUCUUUUGCUCUUAUUGUCGCUAUCCUUUUCACCAGCUGCCUGUGAGGUAUGCGAUCCUCUGGACAAAGAAGCAUUACUUGGAUUCAAGCGGCGCAUCACAGCUGAGCCUUAUAACUGUUGCAAUCAUGGAUAUCUUCCUCUGAUUGCCGCUCCUCCUGGAAAGAGCCUGAAGUAUCUUGACUUAUCUGAAAAUCAGAAAACAGGCAGCAUUCCUAAACCCAUUGGUGGAUUUUCAGCACUAGAAGCAUCCUUUUUCAAUUUCGGGUUUAUCUCUCUGAAUUUUUUCCGCAUAUCACAAAACAAGCUGACAGGAAAUUUACCACCAUCCCUUGGAGAGCUCACAAAUGUUCAGAGGCUAAUUCUUGAGAACAACAAGCUAACCGGGAAACUGCCGGCUACAACGGGCCAUCUUGUCCCCCUUACUGAGAUAUACUUAUCCAACAACCGUUUUACAGGCAAGAUGCCCUCAAGUUUCGCCAAUUUGCAAAACCUUCAAGCAUUAGAUUUAUCAAGAAACCUUCUCUUUGGUCAAAUUACAGAACUUACAGACAUUGGAUCUCUUUUUCGGCUUAUUUUAGCAAAAACUAGGAUUAGAGGAGCUGCAAUUAUCAAUAGUUCUAGCUUGUGUGAUGCCCCUCUUCCGCCUUGCAAACAUUCAUAG
Durio zibethinus is the source of this 798-nucleotide messenger RNA. The record is from RefSeq and is a predicted model, not a curated record. Lineage: Eukaryota; Viridiplantae; Streptophyta; Magnoliopsida; Malvales; Malvaceae.